AUGACAAACCCUUCGAAAUACAGACUUGGGGUCGAUGUUGGAGGGACCAAUACAGACGCUAUUCUCCUGGACAUCACCAAGGCCAACAAGAACGCCGUAGUUGCUUCGUUUAAACAUGUAACGACACCAGAUAUUACCACAGGUAUCGAGAAAGCGGUUCAACAUGUUCUGGAGAAUGCAAGAGUCAGCGCAGGAAGCGAGGGGAUCCUGAGCCUCACUAUCGGGACCACACAUUUCGUGAACGCCGUCGUCCAGUUGGAUUCCAGAUGCUUAGAGAAAGUGGCGGUCGUUCGACUAGCAGCACCGUACACGACCGAAUGCCCACCCUUUAUUGAUUUUCCAGAGGGUCUCAAGAGCAUCAUGAAUGGACAUACCACUGUGAUCGAUGGCGGCCUUCAGAUUGAUGGAAGAGUGAUCAACGAGCUUCGGGAGGAGCAAGUCGUCGAGCAGGCGAGGGUGAUUCACGAGAAAGGGUUGAAAAACGUCGUCGUUGUGGGUGUUUACUCGCCUCUCGACGUUGAGGGCAAGCAAGAAUAUCAGGCUCGCGAGAUUCUGAGGCGUGAACUGGGAGACCGCGUCAACGUCGUCUGUUCUCGCGAUGUCGGCCACGUAGGUUUCCUUGAACGAGAAAACGCAUCCAUCCUCAAUGCAUCGAUCAUGAGCUUCGCACAACGAACUAUCCUGAGCUACAAGCGCGCCAUGAAGAGGCUAGGACUUCGCUGCCCCCUCUACUUGACACAAAACGAUGGUACCCUCAUCACAGCCGAAGAAGCAGCCCUCUUACCGAUCAAGACGUUCUCGUCCGGGGCAACGAAUUCUAUGCGAGGUGCAUCCUUCCUCGGCGGCCUCGACAUCCGCAGUGCAAAGACAGAGGAAAGGAGCAGUAUAAUUGUGGUCGAUAUUGGUGGGACGACGACGGACGUGGGUGUUCUGUUGCCCAGCGGAUUUCCGAGGCAGGCUGCUGCGUUCGUGGAAGUGGCGGGUGUACGAACCAAGUAA
Molecule: messenger RNA, 999 nt
Organism: Cyclocybe aegerita
Lineage: Eukaryota; Fungi; Basidiomycota; Agaricomycetes; Agaricales; Hemipholiotaceae
Source: the annotation of a GenBank genome assembly